AAGGCUAGUUUAUAUUUUCAUCAAACUUCUGAACAUACAUACAUAAGAGAUAAUACAGAUGUUAAUGUAUCCAAACCUAAAACUGUGUGUCAAAGACUGUGGUCCGACUUCAUUACGGCUUUCACAAACCGUUAUGUUCUUCAGUGGUCCAUCUGGUGGGCUUUAGGCACAUGCUUUUAUUAUCAGUGUAUGGCGUAUUUCCAAUCAUUAUGGCAAGAAAUUUAUCGAAAUGGUACGGAUUUACAAGUGACCGAUAAUGGAUUCGUUGAAGCUAUAUAUACAAUAAUAAGUACACUAGGAGUUUAUUUGAUUGGUAUUAUAACAAUACCAAGUUGGUGGCUAGUUGGCAUUUUAACUUUAAGCCAAGGCUUAUUAUUGUUGGUAAUGGCUCAAGAAAAAUUAUUAUCACACGCAUAUGUUGGCUACAUUAUAUUUGGAACAUUUUAUCAUGUUAUGGCCACUGUAGCUAAUUGCGAAGUAGCUAAAAAUAUACCUGCAGAUAGCUAUGCAUUGGUAUUUGGAGUUAACACGUUCAUGUCACUCUUACUGCAAACAUGUUUGACAGUAGUUGUAAAUAGUCCUUUAGGACUCAUGUUAGACAUUAGAACACAGUUUUACGUGUACAGUGGAGGUUGUUUAAUAAUCGGGACUUUAUUCACCGUCAGAGCAUUGUGCUCAACAUAUAACACGAUGAUGAGACAUAGAAUUUUUACAACGUCGAAUUAAAUUGAUUUAUAUUUAAUAUUAUUAUAUAUAUUUUAUUAUUAAAAUUAUUGUAUA
Messenger RNA from Melanaphis sacchari, 780 nucleotides. RefSeq names its product thiamine transporter 1-like. The record is from RefSeq and is a predicted model, not a curated record. Gene Ontology annotation, biological process: transmembrane transport; vitamin transport. Gene Ontology annotation, cellular component: plasma membrane. NCBI's taxonomy places the organism in Eukaryota, Metazoa, Arthropoda, Insecta, Hemiptera, Aphididae. The transcript is spliced from 6 exons. Gene Ontology annotation, molecular function: vitamin transmembrane transporter activity. The annotation marks the transcript as partial.